GUGAACGCUGACGGAGCAGAGUUGCCCUUGCACUUGCGUUGCAGGUUCAAGUUCCUAGAAGCUAGCUAAGCUUGUACGCGCAUGGCCAGUGCUUGCGUGCUCCGUGGUGCGGUGCUUGUGGUGUGCGUCCUCCUGGUUCUCUCGUCCGCAUCUGCAGCGGCCGAGGCGGCUGGCCGGCAAAGAGGUCAUGGGAGAGAGGCCACGGCGCCGGCGGCGAUGGCAAUGGCAGCAGGUGGGCGCUUCGUCAGGAAGGUGCUGCGGGAGGAGAUGGUCCAGGCGGGACGCCAGGGCGACAUUGGCCAGUCUAAGAGGACCAGCCCCGGCGGCCCAGACCCGCAGCAUCACUAGAUGAUGUCGGUUCACGGCGGUCUCGUUGCAUGCACGCAGUUUUCAUGCAACAAAUUACGUAUCUGCCGGGCAUCAUAGGGGCCUGAAUUCAAGCCGAUCUAGCCAGCUUGUGUUCCUGUCUUGCAUGCUAGCAAAAGAGAAAAUUUUGUUUUUCCCCAAGCAUAUAUGUAUACAGUGUACGUACGUCCUCGUUGAUAUCUACGGAUUACCUUUGACUAGUAGUGUACUACCACGUUACGAUAGAAGCACCAUGUGUGUGGAAUGGGUUAUAUAUAUGUUGUGAGUGGUUUCUCAGAAUGAAUACGUUUCAACUUUUAUCCGCAUUUUUCAUGGUUUUGCACAAAUCUCAGUUUAUUGGAUUAUCUAACUUGCUUGUCCCAAAUUCUUUAAAACUCUGCCACAUUAUAAUAUUUCGAUCAACAAUUUCUUUUCCAUUCCCCUAGCUUACUUAUACAUAAUUAGUACUCCCUCCGUUUUUUCUUCAUAUAAGUUUUUUCAGAAGUCAAAGUACCUCCAAUUUGACCAAAACAUGUAGGAUAAAAUAUCAAC
Molecule: messenger RNA, 897 nt
Organism: Aegilops tauschii subsp. strangulata
Lineage: Eukaryota; Viridiplantae; Streptophyta; Magnoliopsida; Poales; Poaceae
Source: RefSeq, a predicted model, not a curated record